Molecule: messenger RNA, 971 nt
Organism: Brienomyrus brachyistius
Lineage: Eukaryota; Metazoa; Chordata; Actinopteri; Osteoglossiformes; Mormyridae
Gene: cxcl-c13b
Product: alveolar macrophage chemotactic factor
Exons: 4
Coding region: 169-591 (140 amino acids)
Biological process (GO): cellular response to lipopolysaccharide; chemokine-mediated signaling pathway; inflammatory response
Cellular component (GO): extracellular region
Molecular function (GO): chemokine activity; CXCR chemokine receptor binding
Source: RefSeq, a predicted model, not a curated record
UCAAACUGAAAUGCUGUUGGUUUUGCAAUGCGAGUUUCUUUUGGCAUGAGAUUCCUGGGCUUUUCUUCUAUGGAUUCUCCAGCGGGGGCGUUUACGGGAAAUUCAGGGGAACUCCAGCCGGAGCGUUUAAAAUGCGGCUCCGAUUUGCAAUGAGCCGAGCGAUUCACCAUGAACGCAGCACCUGGACUACUCCUGUGCCUGAUCGGCGCCGUGCUCAUGUCAGGACAGGUGGAAGCAGUCUAUGUUCCCUUAAGAUGUGCUUGCCCGAAGGUGACUGAAGUCGUCAAGGAACCGUUAAGUGAUAUUAAUGUCAUCGAAAAAGGUCCUCACUGUAAAAACGAUGAAAUCAUAGUUACACUGAAAGCUCAAGCAGGAGAUGGUCAACCCAUUAACGUGUGCUUAAAUCCUUCUGGGAAGCAGGCGAAACAACUGCUAAAAUGUUUGGAAAGAAUGGCUAAAAGCAACAAGGAAAAGAAGCAAUGCCUGCAGCCGCAGAAACGAAGACCGAAACACAAACGGAAUCAGACACAGAAAUUGAGGCAGACAUCCAAGAGGAGCAGAGGAACAAAGCAAAGGGCCUUGCAAUCAUGAUCCUCAAGGCUCAUGUGACUAAGCGGACUGCUGUCCACUGAGGUGGAAAAUGUGGCCGGUGUGGCGGUUCUGUGGGGCCACGCAUGUCACUGUCACAGUACCUGUGUCUACUUUCGGGACCAAAGAAAAUAUACAUAAUAAGGAUGUUCUCCUUCCAUCCUAGCAGCAUCCAGACCAGGAUCUGCCUUUUCCUCAGUAAAAAGCAGCAGCUCACAUGUAUGCUGGUGCACCUAAAAAUAAACUACUGCUGUGUGGUUUGUUGUUACCACAGCAAAUCAUUUGAAAGCUUCUGGCUGUACUGUAAUCAAACCAUGUCUGUGCUCUUACUGUAUGAACAUUAACUUAUUGCCAAGCUUAUUCAUUAAACUGAUUGAAACCCU